Eurypyga helias (sunbittern) is the source of this 2760-nucleotide messenger RNA. It is a transcript of the gene FHDC1, whose product is annotated as FH2 domain containing 1. The record is from RefSeq and is a predicted model, not a curated record. The transcript is spliced from 8 exons. NCBI's taxonomy places the organism in Eukaryota, Metazoa, Chordata, Aves, Eurypygiformes, Eurypygidae. The annotation marks the transcript as partial.
GUAAAGAAAUUAAAAGCCUUUGAUGGAGAUGUGUCAAAACUGUCUCAAGCCGAUUCCUUCAUGUAUUUACUGAUCCAGGUGCCAAACUAUGCUCUUAGGAUUGAAGCCAUGGUGCUAGAGAGGGAGUUCUCACCCUCCUGUGCUUCUCUACAGGAUGACAUGAAAAUUAUAAGACGGGCAACAAAAGAGCUAAUGACUUGUGAGGAACUGCAUUCCAUAUUGCACUUGGUCCUUCAGGCUGGGAAUAUUAUGAAUGCGGGAGGUUAUGCUGGCAAUGCUGUUGGAUUUAAACUGUCAUCACUACUCAAGCUGGCCGACACAAAAGCAAACAAACCUGGGAUGAGUCUACUGCACUUUGUUGCUCUGGAAGCUCAAAAGAAAGAUGCUGCUCUUCUCAACUUCUCAGAAAAAAUUAGGGAUGUUCAUGAUGCCGCCAGGUUAUCCAUUGAUAAUGUAGAAGCAGAGCUCCACUCGCUGUCUUUCAAGGCAAGAUCCGUUAAAGACAGCAUUCGUCGAGACCCAAAACUCUUUCACCAGAUGGAAAGCUUUCUCCAGUUUGCUAUAAGACAUCUAAAGGAGCUUGAACACCAGAAACGAGAAUUACAGAAGGAGGGAAAUGCUCUCAUUGACUUCUUCUGUGAAGACAAAGAAACUAUGAAGUUGGAUGAAUGUUUCCAGAUAUUUAGGGACUUCUGCAUAAGAUUCAACAAGGCUGUUAAGGAAAAUAGGGAACGAGAGAUCCAGGAACUUCACAAUCUACAAAGGCGAAAGGAGCUGGAGGAGAAGCGUCGAUCCUGGGCAGCUGGAGAGCUUGGGAGCUUUGGGCGGAGCAGCAGUGAAAAUGAUGUGGAGAUGUUGGCCAAAAAAGGUCUCGAAGAGUUUCUUCCCUUCUUGCAGCAGAGACCUCAAAGCCCUUCAUACAGAAACCCCAAUUCUAGACGCUCCCGACUUUCCUUGGGGAUUACUGCAGACAGGGAAUUGCAGAGUUUCCUGGAAAUCUCAAAAGAUGAGGACCCAAACAAGUUUAACAGCCUUCCCCGUGCAAACACCCGACAAGCAAGACCAAAUGUAGCCUGGCCUGAAUCCAAAGACACGAGAGAUCUCAACUUAAAUACCUUGCACUUACAGCAACAGUCUGAAACCAAAGUGAGAAGCAGUGGCCUACUGCAGGUGCCUCCAGCUCAGCCCAGUCACUUCAGCAGCUCAACCGGCCCUGGUGCCCAUUACUCACAGAGAAGCGCCGACUACAACGUGCACGCCUCGAGUGUGUCCUCUGAGGAAUCCACAGAUAUAAACGCGCUGGCCCUCGCAAUUGAGGAGCGUGAGCUUGUUAAAGGGUUACAUAAGUUUGAUAUUCAAGGAGCAAAGCCUGCAGAGGAUACACCAUUAAUAUAUUUGGAGGAUACUGGUGGAGCUGACUUGGAGACUCUGGAUGAUCUAAGCUUUCAUUCCCUUAGCACUGCUGAUGAUGACCUGCCUCCGGCUUGCAGGAGUUCCAGAGAGCCCCACGACCACAAAGCCAGGGCUUGCAAGAGUGAAGUUUCAGAGCCCAGCAGCAGCAGCCCCAUGUCUAUGGAUACGAGUGUUUCGGGAAGUAGGGAAGAUGGGCCAAUGUUCUACGUCUCAGAUACAACAACUGAUUGUUCUUUGACAUUGGAUUCUGAAGAGGGAAAUGAUUUUAAGUCGGCAGGCAAUGAAGUAAGAAGUGACUCUGGCAAAGCACACUCUUCUGGGAGUGAUGCUCCAUACAGGGCUAGAACGUUCUUCUCAAACCUGAACUCUGCUUCUGCCAAGGAUCUGUCUCCUCACGCUUCGGCAAAUGAUAAGGAUGAUGCCAGUAGCAAGCACGCCCUUCCUAAAGAAAAGCCCGUAAAAAAUAAAGACCCAGCAGGACCAAAGAGAAACUCUCUAAAAGAUAGAUCUCCGAGCUCCUCAAAAUCCAGUGGCACUCGCCCCAGCCACACAGCUCCUUCCAGACCUGUCAGAACUUUGAACGCCUCCGAGAACGAAAGUAUGAGGAAAGUGGUGCCUAUUUCUCGGUCAAGCAGAGCACUGAGCAGCGUGAAAAAGCCGGAAGCCAAGCCGUUGCUUCGUGAAACUGGUACAGUGGAAAGUCGUCUGUCUCGGCGCAGCUCCGUCCGAGGCACGACAGACACCCUGCCAAGAAGUCCUUACAGGCACAGCGUGUCGGUGGAAGAGCCGAGGUUGCAAAGGGGCACUGUCACCUCGAGCAGCGCUCAUUUUGAGCGGGACAGGAUCUCUCUCAAGAAGCCGAGCUCUAAACCUGUUAGGAGUAAUGUCAAAUCAAAGACGGACGAAACAAAGAUGUGUCGCUCCAGUGUAAAACCACAGACCCCUACAGAUGACACCAAGGUUGCCACAGUCAGCGUUCCCAAAACGCCAUCCGCUGUCCCAAGCUUUGCGAGGAAUACAGUGGCUUCUUCUUCAAAGCGUGCAAAAGUCGAUCUAUCCAGCUCAUCCAAACCUCCAGCCAUCACAAGGUCUGUGUCCCAGAGGCUGCCAAAAGCGAAGCCAGCAGCCACCUCUGAUGAUCCGAGUCCAAAGGAGAACAGCGUGAGUACUUUAAAGAGAGCGAGUAGUGCCAGAGUGGUUGGAAGAAGCAUCCUGCAGGCAGAAGCUGUCAGCACUAAAGUAGACCCUGCGCCAAAGGAGCAGGAAACAGCGGAAAAGACCUCUCUUAAACUGAAAGAUGCAAACCGAACCACAAUUGGUAAAAUACUGAAGCCAUUACUGAAAUAA